AACAGUUUUCGUAACAUCAACAGAGGGUCAAUGAGUGUGUUGAGGAAGGAGUAGCCAGGUGUGAGGGACAUGAGUGUUUAAUGCAUGGAUGUAGGUUAACUGAGCAUAAAGUCAUUUUAAAUGCCUCCAUUUCGCUUAUGUUUGCACUGACGGAUGUGUACACGUGGAAAGCGGAAACGACCGUGUUGAAUUUUGUUGCUGUAUGUGCUUAUUGAACUACUCGAGGACGAGCAGAGAGAAGCGACAAAAGGUCGGUUUAACCCUGCUUAACUUUAUGCUGUUCACAAGAUUUAUUAGCAAAAGAAUGUCCUUCACUCCUCCCCCUCAUGUCAUCUGGGAGUCGGAGGGUCUGUUGGCCUACCUCCAUCCCCAGCCCUGGACCCCAGGAUCUGUUGUUCUGGAGAGCAGCACCCCUGGCAGCCUUGGAGGCAGCAUCUUCCACCUGGAGAAGCGGGAAUUAUUAGCCUGGCUGUUGGGGGCGAGAACUGUUGCAGAGCUGCUGUGUGACAGACUGACAGUAAGAAGGUGUGCGCUAGUCAGUAGACCCCGCAGAGACAGACCGGCACAGAUCCUUGUCCUCCCUCUACAUGGUCUUGAUGCAGACUGGCGCCCUCACCUGGCCGAAGAUGAGGAGCACAAUGCUCAGGACCCUGGAUACUGCACCUCAAAGACAGCUCCCCGAUGGAGUGACUCCAGCUUGUCAGACAUUCAAGCUAAGAUUAGAGCCAAACUCCCACUACCUGACGCUCCACACAAUCUGACUUUCCUUGGGGAUGAUCCAGCUCACCCCGGUCUGUUUUCACGCAUCGUUCGUGGGGAGGAGCAGCAAUGGCGGGUGUGGGACGAUGAAAGCCAUGUUGCCUUUUUGACUCCUUUUCCAAAUUCUCCGGGUUUUACUGUACUGGUCCCACGACGGCCAUUGACCUCAGAUAUAUUCAGGCUAGAAAAAGAGGACUAUGAGAAGCUGGUACUGUCGACCCUGAAGGUGUCAAAGCUUCUGGAGGAGGGUUUAGGUGCCUUUGGAGUGGGGCUUAUUUUUGAGGGUUUUGAGAUUGACUACGCCCACGCCAAGUUGAUACCACUGUUUCUACCUCCAUCAGGGACAGGAGAUGUCAGCAAUAAAUCAUCACUUCCUGAGUUUUACCAAACUUACCCUGGGUAUGUGACGUCAGAAGAUGGACCUAUGGCCAGCCAAGAAUGUCUGAAGGAACUCCAAAUGAAAAUUACUCGGACCUAAGGCUUAUACCUACAGCUCAAUAGUUGCUUUUAGCUGUAAAAGGAAUCCCUCUCUGCCUUAAGUGGUAAGAAGAAGUACGUAAACUAAACGUACAGCUACUAUUGCAAAGGCUACAGGCUGUAAAGGUUUGCAUGAAUAACCUUAACUUAAUAAUAAAAAUAUUAUAAAUAAACUGCACGGUACAUUUAAGACUGACAUAACCCUUUGGAAAUGUUCCUUAAAUUUAAAUUGAACAUAUAGUUACUAAAGAACCUGAAUACAAUAAGGAUAGACCAGCAAAUUGUAAGAAUUUCUGUCUUUUUCUAAUUUAUUAACAAAGUAAAUUGUAACUAAAAAUAUUAAAAUUCAUGUACAGUUAAUGAUUUGUAAGGACGUUAUAUCAUCAUUCUAUCCCUCUCCAAUUAUCAGAAACAUUAGUGAUUCUUUACAAUCAUUUUUCAUUCUUUGACAAAAUGAAGCUUUACUUCAGUGUAAAAUUAUGUUUGUAUAAUCAGCAUUAAAUGCUAUGACAAAGUUCCCUCGUGGAGUAAAAUAAUAAAGACCUUCUGAAAUCAUAAAGCUGUCACGAUCUUUAUCUGUUGUUGAUGGACGUUGCACUGAAACCGAAGCUUAAUUAAAACUGAAAAUGGAAAGGAAAACCACAGACAUAAAUUACAUCAAAGCAUUUUCACUUGAACACCACUUGUUUCUUAAAUGUUAUUAUUCUAGUGGAUACAAUUCUAAUCUUGAAAUUUUCCAAAUUGAAUUCCCUCAAAAUAAAAACAGUUACAAUGUAAUGCAAUCAUUAAACUCCCUGUUUGUGUUCCUUUA
Labrus mixtus (cuckoo wrasse) is the source of this 2047-nucleotide messenger RNA. RefSeq lists its product as uncharacterized. Gene Ontology annotation, molecular function: catalytic activity. Bases 203 to 1237 code for a protein of 344 amino acids. The record is from RefSeq and is a predicted model, not a curated record. Lineage: Eukaryota; Metazoa; Chordata; Actinopteri; Labriformes; Labridae. The transcript has 3 exons.